AUGCAGAUAGGUACUGGAAAGAAACAAUCCCUAGAAGAAGCAAAAGAUGAUGUUGACAUCCAGUACUUGGAGAGUAGCACCACCAACCCUUAUUCUGUAGCACCCCACGAAGGGUCCCUGCAAGUGCCUAUCCCAUGUGCUGUGUUGACUGUGGUCAUCAUCACUGUCUUAGUCAUGGCUCUCAUCGCUUUAUCAGUGGGCAAGUACAAUUGUCCAGGCCAAUAUAUGCCUUUGGCACCCUCAAACAGUCAUAUUUCUUCAUGUUCGGCAAACUGGAUCAAAUACGAGAAGACAUGCUACUCCAUUUCAACUGAGCAAAGAAACUGGACUUCAUCCUACAAUGAAUGUUCCCAGCAUGGUGCUACACUUGCUAUCAUUGACUCUGAAGAGAAAAUGAACUUCUUUAAACAAUCUGUGAAUAUGGGUACAAUCAAAUACUGGAUUGGACAGAGAAACGAAACAGAACAGUCUUGGAAAUCUUCAAAUGCCAAAGAACUGGAUAACUGGUUCAACCUUACAGGAUCUGAGUACUGCCCAUUUCUGAACAGCACAGAGAUCAGCAGCACAAAAUGUGGAAAGAUGUUAAAAUGGAUAUGCAGCAAGCCCUCCAGAUAA
Condylura cristata (star-nosed mole) is the source of this 615-nucleotide messenger RNA. It is a transcript of the gene CD69, whose product is annotated as CD69 molecule. Gene Ontology annotation, cellular component: external side of plasma membrane. The coding region runs from base 1 to 615 and encodes 204 amino acids. The transcript has 5 exons. NCBI's taxonomy places the organism in Eukaryota, Metazoa, Chordata, Mammalia, Eulipotyphla, Talpidae. The record is from RefSeq and is a predicted model, not a curated record.